Molecule: messenger RNA, 1083 nt
Organism: Capronia epimyces CBS 606.96
Lineage: Eukaryota; Fungi; Ascomycota; Eurotiomycetes; Chaetothyriales; Herpotrichiellaceae
Exons: 3
Coding region: 1-1083 (360 amino acids)
Biological process (GO): chromatin organization
Cellular component (GO): nucleus
Source: RefSeq, a predicted model, not a curated record
AUGGCUUCUCAGACAGGGCCCUCUUCCGGCACAUCCACUCCAAGAGUGUUCACGGGUCAAGCGGCCUCAGCAGAAGAACUCCUCAAGUCGCAGACCGUUGGCCUUGUGCACCUCGCCGAUUUUCGCAAACGUCGCGCCGAUGUACUUGAACAAAAAGAGAAGGAGGCCCGAGAAGUGUCUGCCGGCCCUCGGCCGCAGGAUGUUGAGGACAGCGACGGUGCGGUAACACGUCGCCCUGAGCAACCACUCAAGAAAAAGAAGAAGGCUGCAAAAGGUCUCCUAUCAUUUGGAGAAGAGGAGGGCGAAGAUGAGAGCACACUUUCAACCCCGGCCUCCAAAAGCCCAAGAACCUCUGCGGAGCCAUCGCCGGAACCAUCCAGUAGCACUCGGAAAUUCACACCUAAUCCAAACUCUACACUUCCGCCUCCAAGAGUCAUGACAAAAGCCGCCCUGGCCGCGGAUGCUGCUGCUAGAGAGAAGUUGAGGCGUGAGUUCUUGGAAAUCCAAGAGGCGGUUAAGCAGACUGAGAUUGCAAUGCCGUUUGUGUUCUAUGACGGGGCAAACAUCCCUGGCGGCACGGUCAAGGUUAAAAAGGGCGAUCACAUAUGGCUCUUUCUUGACCGAUGCCGAAAGCUGGGUGCCGAGCUAGGUGUGUCUGGUAGCGGUGCCAGUCUCAAAAGCAGAGAGGACAGCAGGAGGCAAUGGGCUAGAGUCGGUGUGGAUGAUUUGAUGUGUGUUAGAGGAGAGGUUAUCGUCCCACAUCACUAUGAAUUCUACUAUUUCAUCGCAAACAAGAUUCCCGAUCCGACGAGGAAGGGAAGGCUUUUGUUUGACUAUUCAGGCACCACUCCCAGGACAAGGGGCGACGAGGGGUCCUCGCUGCCCCGUGCGCCGGCAAAGGAGGAGUUAGAGGGCCAGAACGAUGAUCCAACCUUGACCAAAGUGGUUGAUAGACGCUGGUAUGAGAAAAACAAGCACAUUUAUCCCGCCAGUGUAUGGAAAGAGUUCAAGGCUGGUAAGGAGUUUGAGGAGAUAGCAAAGGGUCGCAGGGAUGCACAGGGCAACGCCUUCUUCUUUGGUUAA